Drosophila serrata is the source of this 1772-nucleotide messenger RNA. Its product is annotated as luciferin 4-monooxygenase-like. The record is from RefSeq and is a predicted model, not a curated record. Gene Ontology annotation, biological process: long-chain fatty acid metabolic process; fatty-acyl-CoA biosynthetic process. Gene Ontology annotation, molecular function: long-chain fatty acid-CoA ligase activity. NCBI's taxonomy places the organism in Eukaryota, Metazoa, Arthropoda, Insecta, Diptera, Drosophilidae.
UAAAUCAGCUAACAGAGUGCGAGGGCUUGGCCUAUAAAAGAGAGAUUGCAGCGUAAAAUUGCCAACAGUUGAAAUUUGAAAUUACAACGGAAGCAAGCCAGCAGCUUACAGAAUGCCUUACACCCCAGUGAAUUCCUACGAUGCCGAUCUGAAGAUCUGGAGCGGAGAGCCAGUGGAGCACUACUUUGACCCACAUCUGUCUAUCGGGGAGAUCAUCUUCCACGAGAUGCGGCGUCAUCCCAAGCUCAUUGCCCAGAUCUCAGCCACGGAGAACACUGUGCUGACCAGACAGGAGCUCCAUAACAACUCGAUGAAAAUUGCCAGUUAUAUGCGUUCAUUGGGUCUCCUCCAAUCCGAUGUGGUGGGAUUAAUAGGCAGAAACACCACUCAUAUGCCUGCUCUGGCAUACGCCUGUUUCUUUAAUGGAAUCGCCUUUCACUCGCUAAACAUUAGCUAUGAUCAGAGCACCAUAGAAAAGCUAUUUGACAUUACGAAACCUCGUCUCAUUUUCUGCGAUGGAGAUGAGUUCGAGAAGGUGCGAGCUGCCACCGCAGCCUUAGACGUGAAGAUCAUCACCAUGCGCAAUCAUUCAUCGGACUCUAUUAGUAUUGAUGAAGUUCUGGCGACUCCCAUUGAGGAGAAGUUCCAACCAGCUCGCCUGGAACAGGGCAACGAUCAGAAUCUGGCCAUUCUCUGCUCUUCUGGUACCACUGGAACUCCCAAGGCGGUCACCAUUACCAACAGCCGACAUAUCCUGGCUGCCAACAACCACCUGACCACAGCUGACAUUCAAUACUCCCACAACACCCUCGAUUGGAUAAGCGGUCUUUUGACCACUGUAACCUCUGGCGUGUUCAGCACCACUCGGAUCAUUGCUGACAAUGCCUUUGAUCCCGUCUUUGCCCUGCGAAUCAUUGAGGAGUACAAGGUAACGUGGCUUAUUCAGCCGCCAUCCUGUAUGGCCAUGAUGGUGAAUUCUCCGGAAUUCGAGACCAGUGAUCUGUCCAGUCUGCGGUACUUCGUCUUCGGUGGAUCUCGUGCUGCAUUAGAGGUGCAGCAGGCCAUCAGGAGUCGGCUGAGCAGCGAUUGCCUACAGUUUAUGUAUGGAUUCACGGAACUCGGUGCCUUGGCUACCUACAAUUGUCACUUUGAUGAGAAGCCCAACUCGGUGGGACGUUUGGCCGACGGUCUCAAGCUGAAAAUAGUAUCUGAGGAUGGCAAAUCCCUUGGACCUGGUGAGAUGGGCGAAGUGUGUAUCAAGAAUAAUCAACACUGGGCAGGUUACUAUGGAAACCAGCUGGAGUCCCGCCAGAUGCGAGAUCCCGAGCGAUGGUAUCACUCCGGAGAUCUUGGCUACAUGGACAAAGACGGUUUCCUUUACGUGAUGGAGCGCAAAAAGGAUAUGUUGAAAUACCAGAACAUCAUGUACUAUCCCCACGAAAUCGAAAGUGUCAUCUCGGAGAUGCCUCAAGUGUCGGAGGUUUGUGUCUUUGGCGUAUGGAGUAAUAUUUAUGGAGACGAGGCUGCAGCCGUCGUGGUAAAGAAACAGGGCAGUGAUCUUAAGGCCCAGGAUGUAGUGGAAUAUGUGAGCACACGGACGGACUCCAAGUAUAAGCAGUUGAAUGGAGGAGCCAUUAUUGUGGAUGAUCUCAUGCGCAGCGCCAAUGGAAAGACCAAUCGAAUUGCCAACAAGAAUCACUACUUGCAUUUAAAAGAAAGGAGCUAAUAAUUUGGGAAGAUAUAUAUUUUAAUAAAUCUUUUGUUGCCAUUAA